Messenger RNA from Paecilomyces variotii, 1551 nucleotides. RefSeq names its product putative monooxygenase. Lineage: Eukaryota; Fungi; Ascomycota; Eurotiomycetes; Eurotiales; Thermoascaceae. The record is from RefSeq and is a predicted model, not a curated record. The coding region runs from base 212 to 1507 and encodes 431 amino acids. Gene Ontology annotation, biological process: secondary metabolite biosynthetic process. Gene Ontology annotation, molecular function: FAD binding; monooxygenase activity. The transcript is spliced from 2 exons.
CUGUAGAAUAGAUAGUAUCACAGCAUAUAGGAAGGGAUAGAGAGAUUCAAGAGGUGCUCGAUGGGAGCUCGGCACUUUAUACCCGUUGAGUGUUGCACAUAUAUCAGAACCACACCGCGGCCUUUGAAACACCCCCUGAAGUACACCGCCUAUUCAUUGAUAUUUUAACAGCUGCGUAACACCCAUUCUAAGGUAUUCAUAGUGCUUUACAAUGGCUUCAUCAACGCGGCCUUCUGGCUUCUCCCGCAAUCCGCCAACUGGAAUAAAGGUGGUCAUAGUAGGGGCUGGCUUCGCCGGACUAACUGCAGCCAUCGAAUGCGAUAGAAAAGGCCAUGAUGUCGUCCUGCUAGAAGCCUUUCCUGAAUUGAAGAUCUUGGGUGAUAUCAUCUCCUUUGGCCCCAAUAGUGGCAGGAUCUUCCAGAAGUGGGAGGGCGUCGAGGAAAAGCUCGAUCCGAUCUGUCACAAGAGCGAUGGCAUCUUAUUCAAAACGUAUCUCGGAGAGAGCCUCGUUACCCAAUAUUGGCGCGAUGAGGAGUCAUUCGGAAAGAAGUUUAACGGACACAGAGGAGAGAUCCACGAGAUCGUCUUCAAUCACGCCUUGGAACGUGGUGUUGACAUCAGGCUAGGCCAGAGGGUCACUGAUUAUUUCGAGACGGACACAGAGGCGGGGGUUAUAGUCAACGGGAAGGACAGAGUUGUUGGAGAUGUUGUUUUCGCCGCUGAGGGCGUGAGAUCGCCGGGAAGAAAGAUUGUGCUGGGCUACGAGGAUAAACCAAAGUCGAGUGGCUAUGCAGUGUACAGAGCAUGGUUUGAUUCGUCGCGAUUAACGCAUCCCAUCACCAAGCAUAUGGUGGAAAACGGGGAUGCCCACGUCGCAUGGAUCGGUCCAGAUGUUCACUUCAUCGCAGCUUCGCUGAAAAAUGGAAAGGAUUUCAGUUGGGUUUGCACACACAAGGAUGAGGCAGAUAUCGAAGACACCUGGUCAACCCCCGGACAGGUCGAAGAAGCACUGAAGGUAGUGGAAAACUGGGAUCCAAUUGUCCAAGAGAUCAUCAAGGCCACUCCUCCUGAACACCUUGUCGAUUGGAAAUUAGUCUACCGGGAUCCCCUGCCGACAUGGAUCUCUCCGAAGUCGAGAAUGUCUCUCAUCGGAGAUGCGGCGCAUCCUUUUCUCCCGACGUCAAUACAAGGGGCCAGUCAGUCAAUGGAAGACGGGGUCAAUCUGGCGGUUUGUCUGGAGCUCGCUGGGAAGAACCGGGUGCAGGAAGCUCUUCGCGCACAUGAGAGGAUCAGAUACGACCGCGUGCUUCAAGCACAGAAAACAGGCGUCACCACCAGAGAGCAGUGGCACAAGGCUGACUUCGAUAACUUGAAGAAGAACCCAGAUGUCCUGAAACUAAAGCGGGAACCCUGGUUACUGAACUUUGAUUCGGAGAAGCAUGCGUAUGAUGUUUACAAGAGCACUGUGGCUGAGAUGAGAAGAGAAGAAGGACGAGCUCAUCUGUGAGACGCAGAGAAAUGCAUGUUAAGUUGGAUUCGAAGAGUUCGUGG